CGCUGGCAAUCUCGGUUCUCUUUUCUCCGCCCCUGACCUCCAACAGCCCCAGAGCCCUCCUCGGACCCGGGCUGCAUGCCGCCAGCCGCCACCUCCGUCAAAGUCACCUGACGCAGCCCGGAGCCAAGGCCGGCGGCGCGGGGCCACAGCGCCGGGCGUGCGCACCGAGCUCGGGCCUCAGCUCCCCUUGCGCGGCGGCGCGCUUAGCGGACGGGCGGUCCACGCAGCCGGCGAGGAGGGACAUCCGUCCGGCGCAUUUUUCCUUUCGCUGCUCGCCUCGGCCCCGGCGCGUCGCGUCCGGAGGCGGCGAGGAGGCGCGGCCCGACUGCGGCGCCGUCGUCUCCCAGGUUGGACCACUGGACCAUGUCACGUGUUUGGUGGACAGUAUGGGUGUUGGGGGCUGUAAGCAACCUCUCUAAGGAAGAGGCCCCUGAUCAGGCUUCUUCUCUGUCCUGUGACCCCACCGGUAUCUGCGAUGGCCGCUCCAAAUCUUUAAGCUCCAUCCCGGCAGGGCUCACGGCAGCUGUGAGAAGCCUGGACCUUUCCAACAACGAGAUCGCCUCCGUCGGCAGCAUGGACCUGCGGGGCUGUGUGAACCUUAAGGCUCUGAAACUGGCGUCUAAUGGGAUUACCACAAUAGAGGAGGAAUCUUUUGUUUCCCUGCAGAGUCUCGAACACUUGGACUUGUCCUAUAAUCUCUUAUCUAAUUUAUCAUCCUCCUGGUUCAGGCCCCUUUCUUCCCUGAAGUUCUUAAACUUACUGGGGAAUCUUUACAAAUCACUUGGGGAAACACCUCUUUUUUCUCAGCUCACAAAUCUGCGAAUUCUGAAAGUAGGAAGUACUUACAGCUUCACUGAGCUUCGGGAAAAGGAUUUUGCUGGACUCACUUUUCUUGAGGAACUUGAGAUUGAUGCGUCAAAUCUCCAGAGGUACGAGCCAAAGAGUUUGAAGUCAAUUCAGAACAUCAGCCACUUGGCUCUUCGUAUGAAGCAGCCUGAUUUACUGCUGGAGAUUUUUGUAGAUCUUUCAAGUUCCUUGAAACAUUUAGAACUAAGAGACACUCAUUUGAACACUUUCCGGUUUUCAGAAGCAUCCGUCAGUGAAACAAAUACGCUGAUUAAAAAGUGGACUUUUAGAAAUGUGAAAGUCACCGAUGGAAGUUUUAGUGAAGUUGUGAAACUGUUGAAUUAUGUUUCUGGAGUGUUAGAAGUCGAGUUUGAGGACUGUACCCUGGAUGGGCUUGGUGAUUUUGACAUAACCGAUAUAGACAAAAUUAAAAGUCUAGGUGGGAUAGAGAUAUUAACAGUACGGAGGUUGUAUAUUCCAUAUUUUUACUCAUUUUACGAUAUGAGUAGUAUCUAUUCACUUACAGUAGAAGUUAAAAGAAUCACAGUAGAAAGCAGUAAGGUUUUUCUGGUUCCUUGUUCACUUUCACAACAUCUAAAAUCACUAGAGUAUCUGGACCUCAGUGACAAUUUAAUGGUUGAGGAAUACUUGAGAAACUCAGCCUGUGAGCAUGCCUGGCCCCUCCUGCAAACCUUAAUUUUAAGGCAAAAUCGUUUGAAAUCGUUAGAAAAAACCGGAGAAACUUUGCUUACUCUGAAAAACCUGACUAACCUUGAUAUUAGUAAGAAUAAUUAUGUUUCUAUGCCUGAAACUUGUCAGUGGCCAGAGAAGUUGAAAUACCUGAACUUAUCCAACACGAGAAUCCACAGUGUCACCCGAUGCAUCCCCUGGACACUGGAAAUUUUAGAUGUUAGCAAUAACAAUCUCGAUUCAUUUUCCCUGACUUUGCCACAACUCAAAGAACUUUAUAUUUCUGAAAAUAAGUUGACGACUCUACCAGAUGCCUCCUUCUUACCCAGGUUACGCAUCAUGAGAAUCAGCAGGAAUAUAAUAAGUACUUUCUCAAAGGAGCAGCUUGAUUCUUUUCACACACUGGAGGCUCUGGACGCCGGCGGUAACAAUUUCCUUUGCUCCUGUGAAUUCCUGUCGUUCACGCAGGAGCAGCGAGCGCUGGUCCAGAUCCUGAUCGACUGGCCGGAGAACUACCUGUGUGACUCUCCGUUCUCUGUGCGCGGUCAGCAGGUUCGGGACACGCGUCUCCCGGCCUCUGAAUGCCACCGGGCCGCUCUGGUGUCUGCCGUGGUCUCUGUCCUGCUCCUGCUGCUUCUGCUCACGGGGGUCCUGUGCCACCGCUGCCACGGGCUGUGGUACCUGAAGAUGAUGUGGGCCUGGCUCCAGGCCAAAAGGAAGCCCAGGAAAGCGCCCCCCAGGGACCUGUGCUACGACGCCUUUGUGUCUUACAGUGAGCGCGAUGCCUACUGGGUAGAGAACGUGAUGGUCCAGGAGCUGGAGCACUUCGACCCUCCCUUCAGGCUGUGUCUUCAUAAGCGGGACUUCAUCCCCGGCAAAUGGAUCAUCGACAAUAUCAUCGACUCCAUCGAGAAGAGCCACAAGACCAUCUUCGUGCUGUCUGAAAACUUCGUGAAGAGCGAGUGGUGCAAGUAUGAGCUGGACUUCUCCCAUUUUCGCCUCUUUGAUGAGAACAACGAUGCUGCCAUUCUCAUUCUUCUGGAGCCCAUUGAGAAAAAGGCCAUCCCCCAGCGUUUCUGUAAGCUGCGGAAGAUAAUGAACACCAAGACCUACCUGGAGUGGCCCACAGAUGAAACUCAGCAGGAAGGGUUUUGGUUAAAUUUGAGAACAGCAAUAAAGUCCUAGAUUCCUUCAUUAAAGGCCAGUCUGGGUCUGGUGGAGGUCUUUAUGUCACCAGUGGUAGCUAGGUCCAUUCUUGACACAGUCCUAUGCACACCACACAAAUGCACUGUCCUUUGCAGACUUGCUUACUAAAACCACUAAAAUUGUUCAUAUUUUGUUUUGUUUUAUAAAAACUACCAGAUUGAAAAUAAAAGGUUCUUGGUUUUUCUUUA
Molecule: messenger RNA, 2930 nt
Organism: Zalophus californianus (California sea lion)
Lineage: Eukaryota; Metazoa; Chordata; Mammalia; Carnivora; Otariidae
Gene: TLR2
Product: toll like receptor 2
Exons: 2
Coding region: 364-2721 (785 amino acids)
Biological process (GO): toll-like receptor signaling pathway; immune response; inflammatory response
Cellular component (GO): membrane
Molecular function (GO): triacyl lipopeptide binding; transmembrane signaling receptor activity; protein binding
Source: RefSeq, a predicted model, not a curated record